This is a messenger RNA of Camponotus floridanus (Florida carpenter ant), 1746 nucleotides long. It is a transcript of the gene fwe, whose product is annotated as calcium channel flower. The record is from RefSeq and is a predicted model, not a curated record. Gene Ontology annotation, biological process: vesicle-mediated transport. Bases 151 to 714 code for a protein of 187 amino acids. NCBI's taxonomy places the organism in Eukaryota, Metazoa, Arthropoda, Insecta, Hymenoptera, Formicidae. Gene Ontology annotation, cellular component: membrane. The transcript has 6 exons.
AUAGCAUGUAGAGACGCACUCUCGUGACUACAAGUGCGAAACUAGCGAUUCUAUUUUCCGUGCAUCGACCAACAUCGACAGAUAUAUCGGUGGAUAUCGUUGGUGCUGUCAACGAUCUCAGCUGACGAGAAGGAAAGGAUAACAUCGAAGAUGUCGUUCGGCGAAAAAAUAGCAUCGAUUAUGCAGAGGCCUGGACAAGACCCUGUUGCCAAGGAUGAUGCCCCUUGGUGGAUGAAGUAUGCUGGUCGUGGACUCGGUACUGUAGGCAGUAUAAUUGCAAUCUUUCUUGGAGCUUGGAAUUGCGCAUCAAUAUUCUUCGCUCAGGUGGACUGCUUAAUUGGUGGUAUGUGGCAAAUGAUAGCCGGUUUUCUAGUUAUAAUGAUUGAAGCACCUUGCUGCUGCUUGUUCAUCGAUUUUGUACAGAAUUUAAGUGACUGGGUAGAGAAGAAACCAUAUUGGAAUAGAGCAGCUGUUUAUUGUAUAAUAGCGUUGCCUGCAGUCCUCCUAUGUCCAGGACUGGGCAGUCUAAUUGGCAGUGGUUUGAUAUUUACAACGGGUAUAAUAUAUGGAUUGAUGUCUCUAGGCAGAAAAGGGUCCAGGCCCGACCCAGCAGGAAUGACGUCGGGCGUGGGUUCCCCACAGGGUACAGUGCCUCCUACUACAGAUCACCAUACUACUCUCAUGGAGGAUCCUGAUGUCUGGAGGCCUACAUAAAUCAUCAAAUAUUCAUUGCACCACUUCACUAACCAGGCAAUAAUAUGGCGUCUUUUGGUGAAAUGAGAAUAGCAGCAAUGGAUACUCAAGCCCCAUCAUCAAGCAUGCGGUCCACACUAGUUGAAAAUUCUCAGUCGAUCGGUUUGAGCAAUACCCCAAGUAGUAUCGUUUGAUCAUUAGGAAUUAAUUGGGUGAGCAAUCUAAUAUUUUAUGUGAAUAAUUGUGAGUGAUAAUUAAUCAUCUAAGUAUCAGUAGCUAAGCCCACAAACAUGCUUUCAUUUCAUUUUAGCUAUGACGUUGAUACAUAUUGUAAUUCCAGUAUUCCAUAGAUUUCAUAUAACAUUCAUCUUUAAGAUAAUAUUGAAUAUAAAUUGUAUCAUGGAUGUACAGAUUCAAACAUAUUACAUAUUACAAUCUGAAAAGAUUCUGAGAGAAAUUUGUUGAGUCUUAAUAUCUAAGAGGGCUUUUUCUCAUUUAAUUUUGCUUUAAGAGUUAGUCGAUUGACGAAAACACGUAUGUAUGCGUUUAUUAUGUCUUAUGUUUGUAAACGUGAGUAAAAUGGAAUGGGAUACAUUACGAGAAGAUAGUAUGGAAGAAUUUGUUGCUUCAUUUAGAAUAAUGCCAAAGUCAAAGACUGUCAUAGAGAAUGAUGUUGUUCAUGGGCCUAGUUAUCCAUAGGCCCAUUUGUCCACUGUAAUGUCAUAAGACGUUAACAAGCAAAACAAUAGAAAAAUGUAAAUGAUCAUGUAAUUUGUUUUUAAUGUAUAAAGUGCUUCGCUUUGGAGAGAGAUGAUUAUUUUGUUACAGAUUAGUUAAGUAAGCAUAUACUUACAGCAAAAACAGAAAAUUGAAUAAUAUUUUCGCUAUUAUUUCGCAUUCAAAUUGUAAAACAGAUUAUUUCUAGAAUGUUAUAAGAAGAGGAGAGCAGUCAUAAUAUUAUAUCAGUUUUAUGAUCCCCUUUUAUGUAUCAUAUUAUGUCUAUAUAGAUAAGCUUCUCUCUGCCAAAUAAACUAUAUAUGCAUAAAAUUUAAA